This is a messenger RNA of Amphiprion ocellaris (clown anemonefish), 4375 nucleotides long. RefSeq names its product syntaxin 1A (brain) (gene stx1a). Gene Ontology annotation, biological process: synaptic vesicle fusion to presynaptic active zone membrane; intracellular protein transport; exocytosis. NCBI's taxonomy places the organism in Eukaryota, Metazoa, Chordata, Actinopteri, Pomacentridae. The transcript is spliced from 10 exons. Bases 456 to 1319 code for a protein of 287 amino acids. The record is from RefSeq and is a predicted model, not a curated record. Gene Ontology annotation, cellular component: endomembrane system; SNARE complex; plasma membrane. Gene Ontology annotation, molecular function: SNAP receptor activity; SNARE binding.
AUGGAAUCACCUGGACGUUUCUGAACCUGCUUAAUCGAUAAUCACAUUUAACACCAUUUCACCAGUCAGACUCUCUGCUCGGGUCAUUUCUUUAUCAAACCAGCCUCUGUGUGGUCAGACUGACGAUCACAGCACAAAAAAAGAAACUCUGAAACAGGUUCUGCCUCGGAGGGGAAAAAAAAGGGCAAUUAGUGCGGAAGUUGCGGGUGCGUAAUGGGUUAACGGCGGAAGGCCUCGCCUCACCUUUUGUGCGCGUCACCGGGCUCUGAAAAGUGGCUCCACCAACCCAGCAUCCAAAAGCAACGAGGAGAAAAUCACCGCCUCUCUCCGCCGCCAGACGCGCCUCCUCGCCUCGGUCGGUCACAUCAGCCUCGUCGGUCUCCGCCCCGCCGCUCCAUCUCCACCACCAACACGCAUCCAGGAGACGACGGGAACCGAAGGAAUAAGAGGGAACCAUGAAGGACCGCAUGCAAGAACUUAAACAUGGGAAGGAGACGACAGAGGAGGAGGAUGAAGUCGCCGUGGGGAUGGACAAAGGUUUCAUGGAUGAAUUCUUUGAACAGGUGGAAGAGAUCCGGGGUUUUAUCGAGUCUCUGGCAGAGAAAGUUGAAGAGGUGAAGAGGAAGCACAGCGCUAUCCUCGCCUCGCCAAACCCCGAUGAAAAAACUAAAGCCGAGCUCGAGGAUCUAAUGGCGGACAUCAAGAAGUUGGCCAACAAAGUGCGCUCUAAAUUAAAGAGUAUCCAGCAAACCAUCGAGCAAGAAGAGGGGCAGAACAGGUCAUCAGCUGACCUGAGGAUACGUAAAACACAGCACUCCACACUGUCCCGUAAGUUUGUUGAGGUGAUGUCAGAAUACAACACCACUCAGUCGGACUACAGGGAGCGCUGCAAGGGACGCAUUCAGAGACAGCUGGAGAUCACUGGGAGAAACACAACAAAUGACGAGUUGGAGAGCAUGUUGGAGAGUGACAACCCAGCCAUAUUUACCUCGGGGAUAAUUAUGGACAACAUCACCCAACAAGCGAUGAAUGAGAUUGAGACGCGGCACAAUGAAAUUAUCAAGCUGGAAAACAGCAUCAGAGAGCUUCACGACAUGUUCAUGGACAUGGCCAUGCUGGUGGAGAGCCAGGGCGAGCUGGUGAACAACAUUGAGCGGAGUGUUUUGGAGGCACAGGAAUAUGUGGAGGAGGCAAAGGAGAGCAUCCCAAAAUGCAAAAAGUUCAAAAAGACCAGCAAACGGAAGGUGAUCCUGAUAGGAGGUUGCGUUGCAGCAUGUCUGACCAUCCUCAUUAUUUGUCUCGCAGUUGGACUCAGUUAAGACUCUAAGAAAUCAUCACACAGCAGACAGGAUGUGAUGCUUCCUGUUAGAGUUGUUUGCCACAGAAACACACUAUCAAGUGUUUACAUGUACUGUGUAGGAGGUUGUGUCGUGUGCAGUCAGUACUGUCACUGGUCAUUACAUUACUGGUCUGAAGUCUGUCCAGUGUCUAUUUGAGCACUCACAUAUUGUGCAUUAACUUUAAAAUGUUUUUUUAAACAUAAGCUUUUUCUAGCCAAAUCAGUUGCACACCUUGAGGAACUGCUUGUGCUUUGCUUGUGUUUGUGCCGUGAUUCUCACAGCUUUGUCAUGUGCGUGUCCUACAGUGUGUUGAAGAGCUUUGCAUGUUUUCCCCACAAACGCAAGGCUGCAGAUGGUGAAUAAAUGUUACCUCAUAAUCAAAGUAAAUUUGUCUCAAAUCUAGAAGAACACUUGAAUUCUAAAUCAGCACGUGUUCAGGAUCUGAGCAUGGAGAAAGUUCAUGACGAUCAGCCUCUCAUAUUCACAGAUGCAUAAUUGAGAAACAAUAUGAAACUGCACCAAAAGAAUGCUUUGACAUUUUGGGAAAUACACUCAAUACUGUUGCAAGAACCGGAUGCAGGAGAGAAAUUACUUCUAGCUUUUAGGUUUGCUGUUACUCUGUUCAGUUCUCCUACUACAACGGGAUGACAUCUUGCAAAAGCUUUUCUAGGCUCUGGGAAAGUUGCACAGAUCUAAAACCUUCAUUGAUUAUGAAAGAGGAAAGCUGGGUUUAGUUUGAAUUUAUAGGGGUGUGUUAACAAUUAAGCAUGUCUGUUUUGUAACGUGACUCCAUGGGGAAGAAGCUUUAUGUGGGCCGCUGGGCAAUUUGGCAACAAGCCUGUGUGUGCUGGCUCUGUAACCAGCUCUUUUCAAACAUCCAUUAUCUAUCCAUAAAAACACACAAUGUCUCAUUUACAAUUCAUUUAUUGGAUAGCUUAAAGAAGAUAUAACCAGUUAAACUGAGAGGUUGAGAGUUGCUGUUAAGUGGAUUUUGUAGCAGCUGUUUCCCCUCUACUUUCUUUUUGCUAAUCUUCCAAGCUGGUGUUCUUAUUUAUGUGAAUAAAGAUGGUAAUGAUCUGCUUAUUUAUCUCUCCGCUAAAAGCAAAUAAAUGUUUCACCUAAAAUGUCAAACUAUUCCUUUAAAUGCUGAGCAAGGGUUAAAUGUUGGACACUGGCUGUUUAUGAACCCAUGUGGAGGAAUGCAUGCUAAAAAUACAAGUUUUACAGGUUUUAUUGACUUUAAAGUCACUAUGUGCAGCCUGUUAUCUUACCUAUUUGUUGAUAUUACGACCAGAUGGUGCCAGAAUUAACAAAUCAUAUAUUCUACACAUAAUGGCUUUAAAUUUGAGAAGAAUUCAUGUUGCAUGUGCAAAUAUGUUAUUAUACACUUCCUCUAUUGCUGUUUAAUAUGUGCGAGCAAGAUGCAGGAAGCAAAUAUUUAUGAUUGUAAAAUUACAAGAUGUGGAAAUACUUUCAAACUGCAGUCACUCCACAACAUUUAGAUGAAUACAUUCCAUCAAUAGCUUUCUGUUCCUUUGCUUCUAAAUUGCAUUUUGUUCUGACUAUUAUAAACACUGUAACGUGUUAAAGUGCAAGUCAUAAUUCUAACAUGUGUUUUUCUGCUCCCCAUUUGCUGCUUUGGAUGUUUGAUAUUUUGUUUUCUGUUGUUGUUCACACAAUGCAGAAGAAAAUUAUGAUAAUUAUAUGCUGUGUCAUUCUGGGAAUCGUCAUUGCCUCCAUCGUUGGGGGAACACUGAGCUAAACCUCAGCUGCCGUCACACUAAAAAGACACGCAACCACGCAGCUACACACACAACAGAGCAAAAGCAAAACCGAUACACAGUUUCAAUUCCCUGUUUUCAUGAAUGCAAUCUAUUACAUAUUUAGCACAAGAUGCGUUACGUAACGUACGAUGCAUUUUACGCACAGUGUACAGGGCCAGAGGUGUUCUCGCAUGAGUUGCUAAUUUGUUUGUAAAUGUGUGGUGCUGCAAACUGUUUAUCUGAGUGUUGGGUGUUGUCAAAGAUAUGAUGUUCCUCGAAUGAAAAAUGAUAUGUAACGUUAUACUAAUACAUUCCAACUUCCAAAUAAGUCAAUGAUUCAGUUGUAAUGUCUGUUUUGUGUUGUACAGGCAAAGUGACAGAUCGCUCAUCUGCAGUGUUUCCAAAGCCAUGUUAUCUGUAGAUCUGUGUUUAUUUAUUUAUUUAAUUUUUCUUUUUACUUUCCCUCUCUGGUGUCUUCUACCUCCCUUAAAAAGCCCUGCAUGGUUUAUUUGACCGUAAAGUGGUGUUUUUGUAUUCUGUUGCAAAAGGAAACACAACGAAAAGAAACAUAGCUGUGCUGAUGUUGGAUAUUUUUGCUCGUAGAAUCACACCACUGCCAAACUUUUUACUAACAGCGUCUCUUGUAGUUGACAGAAGCCGUGCUGCUGUACUUGAUUUUUCAUCUGGCCUUACCAGUUGUGCAGCAUUUCUGACCGUGGCUCCGGUGUUGAGUGCAAGUGAGAGCAUGUGUGUGUUCAUUUGAAUGAGGGUGUGUGUGUGUUUACAUGUCUGAAUGUGCUGAGGGUGAGUCAUGGGAUGAAAAUGUGAGUGCUUGUUGUUUGCCGCCUGUGUCUUUGUUUUGUAAACUGACAUAAAGCUCUCUAACACUGCCAGUAUGCUCCAAUAAGCUGUUAAAACAGAGUCUAGUCUGGUUAGUUUGAUAAUUCUGGUCCGUAAGUGACAAACCCAGGUUGAUUUAUGUCUUUUGUUUUUACAAACCCCAAGCUUUAAACAGUGCAUAUUCCUCUGUCAAGCUACUUCUCUGUUUAUUUCCUUCAGUGAACUUGAUGAGUCAAUGAAAGCAUCAGCAUCAAGUCAAAGUAGCCCUGUAUAAGACUCUCAUAUCAGUUUUUGGGACUGCAACGAUGUUACCAUGUUGCCUAUUCAACAUGUUGCCUUUGUGUCGUAUUGUGAUGACAUGGUUUUAUUUGUUUGACUGGAGUUCUGUUUUUUCUCUUUUUUUUCAAGUAAAGUUUGUCUGGAAAACUGGAA